Messenger RNA from Calliphora vicina (urban bluebottle blowfly), 7486 nucleotides. It is a transcript of the gene Cht10, whose product is annotated as Chitinase 10. NCBI's taxonomy places the organism in Eukaryota, Metazoa, Arthropoda, Insecta, Diptera, Calliphoridae. The transcript is spliced from 5 exons. Gene Ontology annotation, cellular component: extracellular region. Gene Ontology annotation, biological process: carbohydrate metabolic process; chitin catabolic process. Gene Ontology annotation, molecular function: chitin binding; chitinase activity. The record is from RefSeq and is a predicted model, not a curated record.
UUCAAACACUAAUGCCCACAUACGUUUGGAGGCUCCCGAAGAGCAUUAUACCCCCAAAUAUAAGCCUGGUUUUGUACGCUCGGCAAUAGAAAGCGUUCCCGAAGAUGAUUCUUUGGAACCCUUAAGUCGUUUAAGCAUGGCUCCCACUUUUGGUGAAGUAUUCUUACCUUUACGCAGUGCUGUAGAAAGUGUACCCACCAUUAGCACCCGUUCGAUAGCAGACUUGAAAGAAUCUUCCUCCGUAAGACAUUUUGUAAGAGACGCUGUUGAGUCUUUUCCCGAAGAUGAAGAUGAUGAGUUCAUUGAAGAGGAGGAAUAUUCAGCCAGUAUUAGAGAUUCUUUGGUAGCAGAAGCCAUGCCAGAGAAAUUGGUUUUAGAAGAACCCGAACCAGAGCCAGAGUUUGAAGUUGAAACUUUCCAGCAACCGGAUGCCUGGUCGGUUUCUGACAAAUAUGCCGCCUAUAUAAUACCCAAUAAAAAUAAUGAUUAUGUGGAAACUUUGCUGCCAGAACCCUUCCGUUCGGAUUCGCCCUUUCAACAGCUGGUUAAGGCUUCUGAGGUCUCGCAAAUCGACCAGGUUGAAGAUGUGGCUAAAGUAAGAGACAAGCUUACUGCAUAUGGCGCCUUGUCCUAUGUACGUUCCCAGGAACAUGAAGAUGAUGCCGAAGACACUGAAGAUACCAGACCUUAUGGAGCUUUGGUCCAAAUUAAAGACGGCAAACCGCCACGCAAAAAUUUCAAUAAUUCUCCCGAAGUUUUGUGUUAUAUUACCAACUGGGCUUUCUAUCGCAAAGCCGAUGGCCAGUUUGUUCCAGAAUACUUGAAGAACAAACGUUUGUGUACAAAACUUAUUUACUCCUUUGCUUCCUUGGAUCCGGAUCAUCUUAAUAUUAAGGAAUUUGAUCCUUGGGUGGAUAUUGACAAUCAAUACUAUAGCCGCAUGGUGGCAACUGGUAUUCCAGUGUUAAUAGCCAUGGGUGGUUGGACUGAUUCUUUUGGUGAUAAAUAUUCCCGUUUGGCGGCUGAUGAUAUUAAGCGUAAAGUAUUUGCUUCCAAUUUGGUGGGUUUCCUUCAACGUCAUGGUUUCUCGGGUCUGCAUUUAGAUUGGAAUUAUCCCAAAUGUUGGCAAAGUGAUUGCUCCAAAGGACCAGCUAGUGAUAAACCCAACUUGACCAAAUUACUGCGUGAGAUACGUUCGGAAUUUGAAAGGGUGGAUAAGAAACUGAAAUUGGGUGUGGCCAUUUCUGGUUACAAGGAGAUAAUUAGCGAGGCCUAUGAAUUCCCUGAGCUGUCCAAAAUUGUAGAUUAUAUGACGGUAAUGUCUUAUGAUUAUCAUGGUGCUUGGGAAAGACAAACGGGCCAUGUUAGUCCUUUGUAUGGACGCAAGGGCGACAAAUAUCCUCAAUAUAAUACCGAUUACACCAUGCAAUUGCUGUUGAAAUUGGGUGCCAAGAAAGAGCGCAUUAUUAUGGGCAUACCCUUUUAUGGCCAGACUUUCACUUUGCAACGAGAUAGCAAUCAGUUGGUGGGUGAGGGUACUGCUGCUAUUGGUCCCGGUGAUGCUGGAGAGUUUACCAAACAACCGGGCAUGUUGGCCUAUUAUGAAAUAUGUCAGCGUAUACGCAAACAGAAGUGGUUGACAGGUCGUGAUACUGAACGUAAAUCGGGACCUUAUGCCAUGUUCCGCAAUCAAUGGGUGGGCUAUGAGGAUGCAGCUUCGGUGGAGGCUAAAGCUAGAUAUGCUGUUAAUGCUGGUUUUGGUGGUGUUUCUGCUUGGACUGUGGAUUUGGAUGAUUUCCAAAAUCGCUGCUGCAGUGAAUCUUUCCCUCUACUUAAGGCCAUCAAUCGAGCUUUGGGUCGUGAGAGCAGUGAACCACCGACUCGAGUUAAUUGUGCUAAGCCUGCAGUACCAGUUACUCCCAUACCGCCCGUUAUGACCACAGUUAGUAGUGAUGGCUCCUCAGGUGGUGGUUUAAUUCACGAUCACACCACAGCCAAUCCGGCCUGGCAAUCACCUUCCACAACGACCUCAACUACCACGCCUAAGACCUCCACUAUCUGGUGGUCUCCACCUUCCACUACCACUAGCACCACACGCAGACCUACUACCACCAGCAAACGUCCCACAGUUACCCAAAAGCCCACCCAAAUAACUCAAAAACCCACCACCAUUCCAGCACCAGCUGUGGUAAGACCUGUUAUUCAAGCUUCAAAUUGUGUAUCUGGUGACUUCUAUCCCGAUCCCACCAACUGCAAUGCUUACUAUCAAUGUAUAGUAGCCGGAGAAGUUAGACAACAGUUUUGUCCCGGAGGCUUACAUUGGAAUAAUAAUGAUAAGAAUUGUGAUUGGCCCGCCUCGGCAAAAUGUACGGUGAAAAAGAAGCCCUCAUCAACAACCAAGCCUCCUCCCAGGCAGACUUCUACCGCCAGAACUACCACCACUAGAAAGACAACACAAGCUCCACCCAAACGCACUACCACUUCCUCCUAUUGGUCUAGCUCAAGACCCACGAAACCCAUAACUACACGCAAACCUGCCGCUAAUAAACCUCAUCGUCCCGCCAUGAGUGCUAAAUGCAAUGAAGGAGAGUACUACAGCCAUCGUAAUUGUGGCCAAUACUAUAUAUGCAUUAAUGGUGUGUUGGUGCCCAAUUCCUGUGGCAGCAAUUUGCAUUGGGAUGGUGUUAAGAAAAUCUGCGAUUGGCCGGAAAAUGUCAAGUGUGUUACCACGAAAAAAUACCUAAGAAUUGUACAAUCGAAAGCCAAUCCCGAGGAUCCUUGUAAUGGCGAGGAGAGAGUUCCCUAUCCAGGAGAUUGUUCGAAAUAUUUAUUCUGCCUAUGGAAUCGUUUGCAAGCAGCUGAUUGUGGUCCUGGCUUGCAUUUCAAUGAGGCCUCGGGUCAGUGUGAUUGGCCCAAUGCGGCAAAAUGCAGCAAUGAGGGAGCAGGAGGUGAUACAAAUGAUAUUAAUCCUGCCAAACCCAAGCCCGCACCUACAACUGCCAAGCCUACCACCACCUCCAUGAGACCUACAUAUCCCACGGACAAACCCUCGCUACAGCCUUUGGAUGGUUACUAUAAGGUGGUGUGUUAUUUCACAAAUUGGGCUUGGUAUCGCAAGGGUUUAGGACGUUAUACACCCGAUGAUAUUAAUGCUGAUUUGUGUACUCAUGUAGUUUAUGGUUUUGCCGUUUUGGAUUACUCCGAAUUGAUCUUAAGAACUCACGAUUCUUGGGCUGAUAUUGAUAAUAAUUUCUAUACUCGGGUCAGUGGUUUGAAGAGUAAGGGCAUUAAGGUCAGUUUGGCUUUGGGUGGCUGGAAUGAUUCUCAAGGAGAUAAAUACAGUCGUUUGGUACGCAGUCCCCAGGCUAGAGCACGAUUUGUUAAACAUUCCUUGGACUUUAUGGAGAAAUAUGGUUUUGAGGGUUUGGAUUUGGAUUGGGAGUAUCCGGUGUGCUGGCAGACGGAUUGCACAAAGGGUAUGCCCGAUGAAAAAGAAGGUUUCACAGCUUUAGUCAGAGAGCUAUCGGAAGCGUUUGUGCCCAGAGGUUUACUGCUUUCCACAGCCGUAUCACCCAGCAAGAAAAUAAUCGAUGCUGGUUAUGAUGUUCCGGAACUGUCGAAAUAUUUCGAUUGGAUAGCUGUUAUGACUUAUGAUUUCCAUGGCCAGUGGGAUAAAAAGACGGGUCAUGUUGCGCCCUUGUAUUAUCAUCCUGAAGAUGAAUAUGAUUACUUCAAUGCGAACUACUCCUUGAAUUAUUGGAUUGAAAAGGGUGCUCCCUCACGUAAAAUUGUUAUGGGUAUGCCUUUAUAUGGCCAGUCAUUUACCUUGGAAAAUACACGCAAUAAUGGUUUGAAUGCCAAGGCUCCAGGACCCGGAAAAGCAGGAGAAUUUACAAGAGCAGCUGGUUUCUUGGCCUACUAUGAAAUCUGUGACCGUGUUAAACAUCAAGGCUGGGAGGUGAUACAAGAUAAACAAGGUCGUAUGGGUCCAUUUGCCCGCAAGGGUAACCAAUGGGUGUCUUAUGAUGACAAAGCCAUGAUACGCAAAAAAUCACAAUUGGUGAGAGCUUUGGAUUUGGGCGGUGGAAUGGUAUGGGCUUUGGAUUUGGAUGAUUUCCGCAAUCGUUGUGGUGAAGGAGUACAUCCUUUGCUAACACAAAUUCAUGAUGUUUUAAAAGAUCCUCCCGCAGGUCAUGAACCAACACGUACGUUGCUAAAAAAAUAAAUCAAAACUCUUUUCAAACAAUUAUUUUUUUCCAUUUCAGCUGGUUUAACUCCCCCUUCUGAGCCAGAAUCUGUGGAAGAAGUGGUAAACUCUCAGGAAAUAGUAUAUCCCAUGGAAAUUGAAACUGGUCAAGGUGUCAGCGAACAAGAAACUAUCUCGGGUAGCAUUGAAAACGUGGUAGAUCCCAAUGAUGAUGUUGAGGAAACUGAUUUUGAGGUAGUAACUGCUGAACAAGAAUCUAGCGAAGAAGCUGUUUCUACACAAGACUUUAAGGUCGUGUGCUACUUUACCAACUGGGCUUGGUAUCGCCAGGGAGGUGGAAAAUACUUACCCGAGGAUAUAGACUCUGAACUUUGUACCCAUAUUGUUUAUGGCUUUGCCGUGCUCAAUCGCCAAUCUUUGACCAUACAACCUCAUGAUUCUUGGGCCGAUUUGGAUAACAAAUUCUAUGAACGUGUUGCGGCCUAUCGUAAAAAGGGCACAAAAGUAACGGUGGCCAUUGGAGGCUGGAACGAUUCGGCUGGUGAUAAAUAUGCUCGCUUAGUAAGAAGUUCACAAGCUAGGGCUCGUUUCAUACGUCAUGUUAUGGAGUUUAUGGAAAAGUAUGGUUUCGAUGGUUUAGAUUUGGACUGGGAAUAUCCAGUAUGCUGGCAAGUUGACUGUAAGAAGGGUACUUCAGAUGAAAAGGAAGGAUUCUCAGAUUUGGUUAAGGAACUGUCGGAUGCUUUUAAACCUAAAGGCUUGCUGCUCUCGGCUGCUGUAUCGCCAAAUCAAAAGGUUAUUGAUGCCGGCUAUGAUGUGCCCAAACUAACGAAAUAUUUCGAUUGGAUUGCUGUUAUGGCCUAUGACUACCAUGGUCAGUGGGAUAAGAAGACAGGUCAUGUGGCUCCUAUGUAUGAUCAUCCCGAAGGUACCGAGGGUUUCAAUGCCAAUUUCUCCAUUAACUAUUGGUUGGAAAAGGGUGCCGAUCGCAGUAAAUUGAUUAUGGGCAUGCCUAUGUAUGGCCAGUCUUUCUCCUUGGCUGAGGCCAAAAAUCAUGAGCUGAAUGCUCAAACUUAUGGUGGCGGUGAGGCGGGAGAAGCUACUCGUGCUCGAGGUUUUCUGUCAUACUAUGAAAUUUGUUCUUACAUACGCAACAAAGGCUGGAAUGUGGUUAGAGAUCCCCGUGGUAGAAUGGGCCCAUAUGCUUAUUUAAGAGACCAAUGGGUAUCAUUUGAUGAUGCUCCCAUGAUACGCCAUAAAUCGGAAUAUGUUAAGGCUAUGGGCUUGGGAGGUGCUAUGAUUUGGGCUCUAGAUUUAGAUGAUUUCAAAAAUGAUUGCAAUUGUGAAUCGUAUCCUUUGCUGAAGACCAUUAACCGGGUAUUGAGAAACUAUCCAGGUCCUCAUCCCCAGUGCAUGUUGGAAACCAAAGAUAAACUAAUGAUUGCUGGUUCCAGUUCAAAACCUAUGACACAACCCAAACCCAAACCUACUUCUGUUACUCAGGUGCAGUCCCAACAAAUGCUGGCCAAACCUACAAAACCUACACAGGCUCCGGUUAAAAUGGAAUGUUUGGGUAGAAACUAUGCUCCUCAUGACAGAGACUGUAAUAAAUAUUACAUUUGUCAGUAUGGAGAGUUGGUGGAACAAAAAUGUCCUGCUGGUCUUUACUGGAAUGAUAACUACUGCGAUUGGCCUCAAGCGGUCAAGUGCAUGAUAAGAGAUGAUCAAACUACUCACCGUCCAGCAGCAGCCAGACCUAAGCCCACCAAACCAGUUGCCACCACAAAAGCUCCAGCUAAAACCACAAAGAGACCUAUAGCACCACCCAAUAAAAAGCCAGUGGCUCGUCCCAAACCGAAACCCACACCCGCCGCACCACCCCUAAGCAGCAAUGAACAGUACAAGGUGGUUUGCUACUUUACCAAUUGGGCCUGGUAUCGUCGGGGUGAGGGUAAAUAUGUUCCCGAAAAUAUUGAUGAAAAUCUCUGUACACACAUUGUUUACGGUUUUGCUGUGCUCAACAGCAAUGCUUUGACCAUUAAGACCCAUGAUUCUUGGGCGGAUAUAGACAAUCGUUUCUAUGAAAGAGUAGUGGCCUAUAAAAAUAAGGGUAUACGUGUUACCGUAGCCAUUGGAGGUUGGAAUGAUUCUUUGGGUAGUAAAUAUGCUCGUUUGGUUUUGGAUCCUCAGGCUCGUCAGCGGUUUAUUGAAAGUGUCUUGGCUUUCUGUGAGAAAUACGGUUUCGAAGGUUUAGAUUUGGACUGGGAAUAUCCAGUAUGCUGGCAAGUGGAUUGCACUAAGGGCUCGUCUGCGGAAAAGGCAGGAUUUGCUUCGCUGGUAAGAGAACUUUCGGCGGCAUUUAAACCCAAGGGUUUACUGCUAUCAGCAGCAGUGUCGCCCAGUAAAAAGGUCAUAGAUGCAGGCUAUGAUGUACCCACUUUGUCGCGUUAUUUCGACUGGAUAGCGGUCAUGACCUAUGAUUUCCACGGACAUUGGGAUAAACAAACCGGUCAUGUGGCUCCCUUGUACUAUGUAGAAGGUGAUGAAAAUCCCUAUUUCAAUGGCAACUUUAGCAUCAACUAUUGGAUUGAGAAGGGUACACCGCCAGAGAAACUCAUAAUGGGUAUGCCUUUAUAUGGUCAGUCCUUCUCUUUGGCCGACACCAAUGCCCGCAGCCUAAACGACAAAUCGGUGGGUCCGGGUCGUGCCGGAACAUACACACGAGCUGGUGGCUUUUUGGCCUACUACGAAAUCUGUGAACAAAUCAGCAAUGGCGGCUGGACGGUGAUACGCGAUCCCCAGGGCAGAAUUGGUCCCUAUGCCUACAGCGGUAAUCAAUGGGUAUCCUACGAUGAUGUCAAUGAUAUAAGACGUAAGUCUCAAUUUGUGAGAAAAAUGAGAUUAGGCGGCGGCAUGGUUUGGGCCUUAGAUUUGGAUGAUUUCCGUGGCCGAUGCGGCUGUGGCAAACAUCCUUUGUUGCGUACUUUGAAUCAAGAACUACGUGGCAUACCGGGCCAGAGAGCGAAUGAUUGUACAUGAGGAGAGUGCUAGGGAAUGAACAAAAACUUUAUGGGAGGUUUUUAGUUAAGUAAUGUGCCAAUAUAUAAAAAUGUAUGAUUAUAACUCAGAUUUUUUUUUAGUAUUUAAGUAAAAUUCUUUAGAAUUUUAAGCGAAAGUAAAAUAUUCGAAUAAUUAUUAUGAUAAAAUAUAUAGGUUAUAUAUACUAUGUACGUACACGAUUUGAAAUAAACGAAAAUAAAUUAAUAAUAAUAUGUAAAA